This is a messenger RNA of Rhipicephalus sanguineus (brown dog tick), 1145 nucleotides long. RefSeq lists its product as uncharacterized. The transcript is spliced from 3 exons. NCBI's taxonomy places the organism in Eukaryota, Metazoa, Arthropoda, Arachnida, Ixodida, Ixodidae. The coding region runs from base 299 to 1024 and encodes 241 amino acids. The record is from RefSeq and is a predicted model, not a curated record.
GGCCGGCGUCGAACCCCGGACUUUACCAUUUCAGACGACCUUGGUCGCGGUGGAAGACCAAUUCACGCCUGAAUGGCUUCGCGCGGCCAGCAUCACACACGACUGGAGGGACGUGCGACAACUAUGCCUCGUACUAUUUCUGCCACACCUAUCUAAUACCUUCCCAGCGGCGGACGGCACGUACCGCGACUGUCUUCGCGAGUUCAGCACGCAGCUCAGGCAGCUCGUCGAGCUCAACGUAAGCUCGUUUCAUUUCGGACCCGCUAUCGACGUCACCGCAUUCUUUCAGGGUGGCUGGAUGCCGUUCCUGCAGUCGCUCUCGGCGGCCCCUUGCGGUUUUCGCAGCGUCUUGACUCUGCAAUGUCUGGCGACGUACUGUCCCGACUUCAAGGAACUGGACGUUCGCUGUGAGAGUAGAGGCAGCUUUUACCGGUGCGCUGGAUGCGAGUCUGAACACCUUUACGUUAAGGGAUUUCACAGCUUCGCCAGUCCCGCCUUUCGGAACGGUCUUGCCAGGUUGACACUGAGCCGAGUGCACGACGCUGCGUGCCUGUCGUUCCUCGAGUGCUGCAGACCAGUUGCUACACUGCGGUUGUCCUACUGCCCUUUGGAGCUGGACUACGAGCGUAUGUCUCGCGCGCUCGCCCACAGCAGUGAUCCUAUCUGCCUUAUUUUACAGCACCAUCUCCUACGGUUGGACGACACGGAUCUGCUGGAAAACCUGCACCGCUUCACCGACCUCCAGUACUUGUACCUCCUGUUGCACACGCGUCUGGACGAACGAGAGUUACCCAGUUCUAUGACUUGCAUCUUGCGGAGCCUACCACAGCUGAAGUGCUUCCACGUCCACUACGUAUGCGACGCCAAUCCCGAAGUCCUUAGGACGGCAACCUGGAUGCGUGGACCAGGCGGGGCAAUGAGCGACGAACUGGUACGCGGUGGUCGCUGCUUCCAAAGUUGCUCAACGGCUACCUUCAUAGGACUCGCAAAGCCACUGAACCGCGACUUCCAGCCGAUGCUGUAGUUAAAGGCUGGCAAACUUUUAUGAAUGACAAGCACAAUUUGCUGAAGAUAAGAAGUUGCGCCUUACCUUGCUUUAGUUGGUACAUGUGCACUAAUAAACACGGUACACUGUGUGCUUAUUG